Molecule: messenger RNA, 9712 nt
Organism: Hypomesus transpacificus
Lineage: Eukaryota; Metazoa; Chordata; Actinopteri; Osmeriformes; Osmeridae
Product: rho GTPase-activating protein 23-like
Exons: 24
Coding region: 3644-8554 (1636 amino acids)
Biological process (GO): signal transduction
Molecular function (GO): protein binding
Source: RefSeq, a predicted model, not a curated record
GAAUCUACACGACCGGGAGACCGCAGCAAUGUGGGCCGUGUAUUAUAUUCAAACUAUAUUCAAAACAAAAACUCCGGGCAUCACCAAAGAUUGUCAUCAAAUCAUUCACGUUAAUUGCACCGUGUGUUCAAUUCUCACUUCUUUUACAUACUGAAAUGGUAUGCUUCUUCCUGCUGCUCUUUUAACACAACCCCUAACUUGUUUUCUUCAGUGCCACACAAGACCCAGUGUCCAUUGAAGACAAUAGCUUCUACUGAUAUGCUGGAGACAUUAUGCACACUUUGUACUCUGAUAUUAGAACAACUGUUCACGAUUGAGGAUCUUUGACUGGCCUGUUUAUAGAAUGUAUUGAUUUAGAUUUUUUUUUUUUUCUAUUUUGUACUGAAAUUAAUGAAAAAAAGCUUGCACACACUCGCAUUAAUGUAAAGUUGCGAUUUCGGCUCACAUCACAACCUUGACUAGGUCCUAGGUUCGGGCUAAGCCCCAAAUGCUACAACGUAUGGCUCGGCCCCUGGUGAUGAGCUGGUUUUGGCCAUUACACUCCCGGGCUGAAAAUGGGUCCCAGUCCGGCCCUGGUGUCACCAGAUGUAAAAUACAUGAAUUCGGGGCCUGAAAUACAUAGAAACUUAGAGGAUUUGCAAUUGUAUUUGUUUGUAAAAAUCUUUUUGUAUUACAGUUGUUGACAUACAGUUAUUGACAUGCACCUUGAAUAGACUGCAAUUAUAUUUAUGAUGGCUGCUGUAGAUGAUCUUGAUAAUCUUGGAUUAUUUUUGUUCAGUUUAUUUGAUGAGCUUUUACUGUGUGUCUAUGUUCAGUGCUGUACCACAAAUUGCUUCUCAAGAGAACAUUAACAUUUUCUCAGUCUAAUCAUUGUAACUUGUGCAUUGUACAUUGCACCUGUUUUUCAAUGUAAAGAUUAGGGAUAGAGUUCUUUUACAUCAAACAUAAAAUGCUGCAUGAUCCUUUAGUUCCUCAAAUGGACAUUCUGGGCACUAUGAAUAACUGUCAGUAUAAUACAGGAUGUCUCAGUUAACAACAUCCAGUUUAUAUUUCAGUGCAUUGGAUAUUUGCUUAAAAGAGCUACGAGUACUUUACAAGCUCUGUGUGUUUGUGUGUUAGGCCUGUGUGUGUUGGGCCGAGGCUGUUAAUCUGUCCCAUGUGUCCUAUUGUUGGGUGACUCCUGAGUGCAUGGCUGUGUUGGUUUAAAGUCUGCAUCCCAACCUAAUGCCUCUAAACCUCUUUUCAUCCAUCUCUCUCUCUCUGUCUCCCAAUUCACAAUGAUCAAUGUAUGCUUUUUAUAAAUUAAGUUCUCCUUACUUUCUACAAUUUCCCUAAUUUACAAUCCUCAUCAUCUUUUGCCUUUAUUAUAGCUUUUUCUCAGUUUCACUGUCUCUCUCUCCCGUCUGCUAUGUUUGUAAAUUAUUAAUUAAAUUAUAAAUUAAAGUACCUGUGUUAGAGAGUGUCUAAGAGCUAUUAGAAAAUAAUCACAGGGAAAACACUGGGUCGGAAGUGGAACCUUCAAGAUCCUGCCAAUCUCUCUCAUCACUGCUUUGUCAGUUUGUGCUACUGUGCCGUAAGUGUGACACAUGGGGUAUUUAUGUUGUGACGAUUCGUCCCCUCCGUCACCGAGUACGUUCCCCACCCGGGUGCAGGACAGCAAAAAUAAGAUGUUGAGACGGACAGCUGCAGGAACACUUGAGUUAUAUUUUACUUUUCCGCAGAGCCAGAAUGAUAGUAAACACACUGCCGUAAUAGGUUGUCAAAACGGUCAAAAUAAACACUUCGCGUCAAACAAGGAAUACAAGUAAUUGGACAAUUCUCAGGCGGUCCCUCAACCUCCGUUGCACCAGUAUUUCUCCGGAGUCAGGUAGAGCAGAUGUAAUACAGGAGAUGUUGCAGCAGGCUGGACAGCAUAGAGAGUAUCGGUGACCAAAUGAACAAAAGAGAUAGAUAUUCCCCAUGGGCCAUGUAGCUGACUGCGAAGGGAAACUCUGAAUGGCUUGUGAGUUGGUAAAGAUGAGCUGAACAAAAUGUGUGACACCACAGACAGACUGGAUAACCUAUAGGUAUGUUCACUAGCUCUGCAAGUUUGCAACAUACAGUACCAAAACAUAGUUGACACAUGUGUAGUGAUAUUUGGGAUAUUUGGUGCAAAUGACAUGUGACACACACAUGACCACUUUCUUCAUCCUGCCCCCUCUAGUGGGGAAUGGUUAGUGUGUGCCCUCACGAACAGGGCUUGAGACUUGAGACAGGGUUAGAGUAAGCCAUGGGAGGAGAGAUUCAGAGAGGCAGGAAGGGCACCACUUUUAUUCCGCACUGAGUCACACAUUCUAUUUUUGCUGGAUAGAAUUUAGAACAGAGGUGGGAGGGGAUAGAUGGGAACAGUUGGUCUGCCGUUGUUUGUCUCUGUCUCUUAUCUCUCAUCCAUUAGAUGCAUGUCACACAGGUGUCCAAGCAAAAAAGAGAACAACUUAGUUGUACUAAUGAAGUUUAGUUUUACAUGGAGGAACAUUUGUUCAGAUUCACUUACUCACUCACACACAUUGGCUGCUUUUCUCGGUGUCUGCUGAGCAGCAACAGCCAGGCUUGAGCCCUACAAGAAGAGACAGGGAGCCACGGACAGAGUGAGCGGAGGAGAUAUUAGGACAGAAUAGUGGGAGAGGAAGAAAGCAAGAGAGAGAGUAGCACUGUGAGGACUGCUGCUCACAGCUGAACCAGCCUGGGCAGAGUAUAGAUUUGAAGAAUCUGUGUGUGAGAGAGAAAGAACAAGAGUGAGUGUGGCGACAGUGUACCAGUGUUGCAUGGAGCACCCGGGGGAUGAGACAGAAAAGAUAGAAAGAGGGGGGGAGGCAAUCUAUGCUUGGUCUGAAAGGAGAAGACUAUACCUAGACAACAGUGCAGCCACUGACAUCACUUGGUUCUACCCACCAUAAAAAAGGCACACUCUGUACCUUCAGUUGACACACGAGUUUGGAUUUAUACUGAUAGUUCUUCUGAACCAGUGAAGCACCCUAAUGCAGUGUGACUACACAGAGACCAAGAAACUUCUACUGUAGCUUUAACCAAUUCAGGACUCUUCAACCAACAUGGAGAAGACUAACCAGAUCUGGAUACUCAGAGAGGAGUGAGGGAGAUCCAUCUGUCACAUAUACAAAAUAGAAGACUAACUCCUGUCAUUCAUUUGGUGACGGAUACCUGCUCUGCCUGUUCACUGGACCAGAUCCUUUCAUGAUGGAUACAAAACGGUUACAGAGACCAACAGGACUAGUUUGGGUACACUCCGCUCCAAUACUAUAUCUUGUUGAAGAGGACUACAGGAAAUUGGACUCAGAGAACAGAAGGGCAACAGCAGACGCUGGUUUAUCUGAACCAGAACCAGUACUGCAUCCAUCCGGAUCUCUCACCAUUUGUAUUCAUCCCCAACCUGCUCGUUCACCUUGUUGUUCCUCGGACACUGAAACUUCUCAGUGCGCAGUGAAACAAAAGGAAUAAGGAACCUUACCUCAAACAUUAUGGAAAACAUGUGGGGGAGUUCAUGUAUUGACUUUUGACUACCAUGUUUAGAAAAUGUGUGUCGUUUGUCUAGGUGAGGUCUCUUGGUGUCUUGGGCAACCUAACUGUCUGUUAACUACUGUGUGUGAUGUUGAGAGGAGGUGUCCCAGCCCCGCCAGGGCGGAACUGGUGUUUCCAGUGUUCGGUGGGGGUGGACUGCAGUGACCCAGAGCCACGUUGUAUCUGGUUGGCAGUGUUACAAAGGGUUUCACAAGACAACACACCACAUUCCUACCCACCUGCAUCUUCCCUCGUUUCCGAUCACCAGAGUGUGCCCAGGAGGACCAUACCGAGUAGUGGCCUGGCCAGGGCAAAAGGGCUGAGAGAUGGUAUGGUGUCAUCCAAUGAGAAUGUCCGUACGCAGUUGCUGGGCGAAGUUGAGGGUGUGUCAAAGCAGGGCCCUCAGACUGUGGUGCUCCAGAAGAGUCAGCAGGGAUUCGGCUUCACACUGCGCCACUUCAUCCUCUACCCACCGUCUCUCCAGACACACAUUAAAGAUGAGGAAAAUGGAAAUGGAACUGGAAAAGCCAGCUUGAGACCUGAUCUGGAGCCCAUGGACACCAUCUUUGUGAAGAGUGUGAAAGACAGAGGCCCAGCCCACCAGGCUGGCCUGUGUACAGGGGACAGACUGGUGAAAGUUAAUGGAGAGAGUGUUCUGGGGAAGACCUACUCUCAGGUGCUAACACUAAUCCAAAACAGUGGAAAUGUUCUGGAACUAUCCAUCAUGCCAAAAGAUGAGGAUGUGAUACAGUUGGUGAGUGCGUACUCUCAGGAUGCCAACCUACAAGGGAUCAAGCCAUAUUCAGGCGGGCCACAGAACCUUCCAGAACCGCCACCUUUCUGUUACUCUCGAUCCAAGCCCACCCCUCCUAUCGCCUCACCCACCCACAUCCCACUAGACAACUGGCACUGCCGCCCUGUUAGCCAAGCCUCCCCCCUGGACAACUGCUCUAGCACAUCUACAUUGAUUCCUGGCUGGCCUGGGGGUCCUGAAGAGCACAAGCAGAAGAAUGGCGCCCAAUUUGUCUCUGCACAAAAGCCAUCUUACGGUCAUAAUCGUGGUCAUUCAUUAUCAACCCUAAGUGCUCUGGAUUUCCAUUUUGCCAACCACAAUGCUGCCAUUGCCUCAGCAACACUGCCUCAUGUGCUGCCACGUAAAAGCAGCCUGCCAGCCUCACGUGCACAAGCAGAUGCCAGGUGCCAUCAGGCCCUUUCGGACUGGUACUACAGCCAGGCAGAAGCAGCAGGCAACAUGUCCCCUCGCCAUCAAAGUAUAUCUCAGGAUCGGUUAGCUGAGCUGGGCCUGGCCCUUGGCUCUGCUUCCUCAGCUGAUCAGAGAAGCUGGAGAGUUUCCCAAGAAACUAUUCAAUGUCAUCAGCAGGCAGCUGCCUCCUCCCACAAUUCGUAUUGGCUGGAAGGCUGGGGCAUGGUGGGACCAGGAAGUCGUUCCUGCUCAGAGGGCCUGUUAGCAGCGUAUGCUGAAAAUGACCACAGCUACGGUCGCUCAGUGGACACACUAACUCAGGCUGCUGCGCUGGUAUCCCCCCAUGGUGACCAAACCUCCGCCUGGCUUUCACAAACUGCCCAACCAGAUACAACAGCUGUGGAGGUAAAAAAGCAGAAAGGUUUAGGAAACCAGCAGAAAAUUAAAACUACAGUCACAUCAUCAAUGGUUAUUUCUGCCACAGUCUCUGCUGUUGGACGGCAGCACCAACAGAUGGCUGCACCACAAACCAGAACAAUGGAGGGGAAAGAAUCAGUUGACUACAAAAGCUACAGUCCAUUGUGCCCUCCCAAAGCUGGUCAUUUCUUACAACAAGACCAUUCUUCUAGGGAGCCCACCUACGGAUCUCAUCUCAACUGGAGCCCUUGUAACCAAACCAGUCUCUCGGACAGCGAAUUAGGGUUGGUGGUUGUACCUCGUCCCCGAUCCACUCCUGCUCUAUUUUCGACUGAGGAUGAUAAGCUUUCACUUGAACAAGACAGAGAGGCCCUCUCACCACUUGCAUUCAACCAAGAGAUCAUCUUCAGGCAGAAGCCACCCUCGGGUUGUCGGAUCCCCAUCCACACUCUACAACAUCCCCAUUUUGCUGUCAGCGUGGACUCUGCUGAGCCUCCCGCAGCACUGUCCUCUCCUGUCUCUGGGGGUUCAAGGCCAGGGGAUAGUUUACGAAAGGCCAAUGGUAACCUGCCUCCUGACAACUCCCUAGCUUCCAUUCCUUUUAUAGAUGAGUCUACAGGCCCUAAUGCUGACAGUGCCUGCCAUGUGCCUGCCUGCAGUUUGGUGUCCUCCAGUGCCCAGUGCCCCUCUGUUUUCGCUUCUGUGCCCACCCUCCUUACUUCUAAUAUGGUGUCCCCUAUCCUCUCCAACUCCUCCCCUGUCCGACUCCGCACCAGGGACUGCAGCAGUAUCAAGGGACGCCGUUCCUCCUACUUGCUGGCCAUCACAACUGAACGAUCCAAGUCAUGUGACGAGGGUCUCAAUAGCUUCAGGGAAGAAGGGCGUGUCUUCUCACGACUACCAAAAAGGGUCAAGAGCUUUUUCACUGAUGGGUCUCUAGAGAGUUUGCGAGUUGCAGAGGAGGUGCGGUCCAAACGCCACUCCACCUCUGAGUUGGGCACUAUCACUUUCAGUAAUGUCCGCAAGGAGGGCUGGCUGCACUACAAACAGAUUCUUACCAAAAAGGGAAAGAAGGUGGGUGGAGGCAUGCGUCCAUGGAAACGUGUAUUUUCUGUGCUACGCUCCCAUUCACUGUUCCUCUACAAAGACAAACGGGAGGCGGUCCUUCACGGGGCAGUGGCAGGCCCCAGCCACACAGAAGAUGAGCAUCCACCAAUCAGUAUUCGGGGCUGUUUGAUUGACAUUGCUUACAGUGAAACUAAGCGUAAGCACACGCUGAGGCUGACCACUCAGGACUUCUGUGAGUACCUGCUGCAAGCAGAGGACCGAGAUGACAUGCUGGGCUGGAUCAGAGUCAUCCGGGAGAACAGCAAGACGGACAAUGAAGAACUGGGUUUCUCCAGACAAGCUCUCAUCAACAAGAAACUCAAUGAUUACAGGAAGCAAAGUCCAACAGGCAGUAAGCCAGAUGCCUCUCCCAAGACCCAUCGCAGGAUGCCACCUUUUCUCUUGACCAAGACAGACAACACAUCUUCGCACCGUUCUUCCAAAACUGAUGAAAUUAAGACACCUUGGGGGAUUAACAUCAUGAAGAAGGCAAAGAAGACAGGGAAUCCCAAGGUGUUUGGAGUGCGACUGGAGGACUGUCAACCUGCUCACAACAACACGUUUGUCCCUUUGAUAGUGGAGGUGUGCUGUGGUCUGGUUGAAACCAUGGGUUUAGAGUACACUGGCAUCUACAGGGUACCAGGCAACAAUGCCAUGGUGUCCAGCCUUCAGGAGCAACUCAAUAAGGGGAUGGAGAUCAUCACCACCGAAGAGAGAUGGCAGGACUUAAAUGUCAUAAGUAGCCUGCUGAAGUCCUUUUUCAGGAAACUUCCAGAACCCUUGUUCACAGAUGCCAAAUAUAGUAACUUCAUUGAUGCCAAUCGGCUAGAAGAUGCAGAGGACAGACUUAAGACCACGAGGAAACUGAUCCAUGAUCUACCAAGCCACUAUCACCACACCCUUAAGUUUUUGGUUGGCCAUCUGAAAACAGUAGCGGAUCAUUCUGACAAAAAUAAGAUGGAGCCUAGAAAUCUGGCUCUAGUGUUUGGUCCCACUCUGGUUAGAACAUCUGAAGAUAACAUGACUGACAUGGUCACCCACAUGCCAGACCGGUACAAGAUCAUUGAGACACUCAUCUUACAUCAUGACUGGUUCUUCAAUGCCGGAACACUGGAUAGAGAUGAGAAGGCCCCAGUGGAUAAGAGAGACAUGCAGCCUGUUCCAAAUAUUGACCACUUACUUUCCAACAUCGGUAGGACAGGUGUGCUUGGGGAAACCUCAGUUUCCACCACCAGCGAUUCAGUUAAAUCAAAGGUCUCAUUGGACAUCAAGAAGGACCUGAGUGCCAGAGACUUCCUUCCAUCACUCAUCUUUAAAGCCACCCGGAAACGCAAGAAAUGUCCCAGUACCCAUCCAAUGGACAGCAGCUCUGGUGAGGACUCUGAGCACGAGCCAAUCAAAGCAAGCAACUAUGGGGUGGACGAAGAAAAGAAGGGAAAGGACCAGGAUCAAGAGCAUGUGACUGAAGGACUGAACCCUCCUAGAAUAGAAAAUAGUUGGGAAACAGAAGGGAAUAAGGGUAAAAAGAGAAUAGAGGCUAAACAAUUCCUGUUUAGGGGAAGUGGGGUGACAGUGGAAACAGAGAAAGAAAGACCAGCAAGAAAUAUUGUGCGCUGGGAUGAAGGGGGGUUAUCCACUAAAAUACCCCAGCCUUGUCCUAAUAGCUUCCUAUACUCACACUGUCAGUACCCCAACGUCAUCACCAGCACCACACAAAUGAGGUCCCAAGAGGAGCUCACUGCCCUGCCCCUCUUAAAUGUCCCAAGACUGGCCAGAGCAUGCUCAGUUUUCCCCUCCUGGCUCUCCUAUCUCAGACUGCCUAGCCUCAGCCAAGCUUCAAGUCUUCAGAGAGCACCGCAGACCCAGUGGGACCAGAGACUGCCAGUGUGUUAUAGGAAAAAAAGAGGAAUACGAGUGAGGGCUGUGUCCAUGAAUCUAGAGAUGGAACUUGGCAAGGAUGAGGAUGGAUUAAAAAGUAGAAGAGGAGAAAGGGUUGAGUUACUAAGAUCACCAAUGAAAGAGCAGUGUCAGCUCAGCAGCCCAGUGGAGGCUUCUCAGCGGGCCACAGUCCACCCAGUUACAGUUCCCGACAGCACACUGUCAGCCUUGGCUCCCGGCCCUCUCCUGACCAUAGGGCCUCCCUCUCUCUCCCACUCUUCAGCUGGACGGACAGAUCAGGAUCCCCUCUGUCCUUCCACCAUAGUACUACGAAAAACAACCUUAGAGGCUCAUAAGAGGAAGGCAUGGCGCCGUCACACAGUGGUAGUUUAAAAGUCAAAAGCUCUAGCCCUUCCCCACAUGCACUGGAAAGUGUAAGUACAUUCACUUUUUCCCAAACCAAUGGCAAACUGAUUUAGUGUCAUUGUCAGACACAUCCUAAACUGCUUUGGUGCUUAUACAUAUGAGAGCAAAAAUCUGGUUGACAUUCUCUAUACUAGCCUUUGGUAAAAUUAGUGACGGUAGGCCUGACAGAAAAGACCAGUAGAUAAAGUGUUUACUUAAAGGGAUACAUCAUUUUAGAACAUGCAAGGAAACAAACUAUUCCUGCACAUGUUCACUUGUUAGCUAAAACUAAGGUAAUUUUCAAUGACUAGCUCUUCCAUUUACCAUAUCUCUUUACUAAGCGCUUUCAAAGCUUCUGAAACAGGAAUAGCGAUUUGUUAGGUGUUUAAAACAUGCGUUGUUUCACUCCUCAGUGUUCAUAAUGCCAAAGUUUCCUUGAAUUAACUGCAUGCUACCUAUGGUGUACAUAUCAAACACAUUAUUCAAAGAAGCAUUGAACAAAGCCUAUUGUACCUGCCUGUGUAAUGUGUUUGGUCAACCCAGAUAUUGGAAAUACCACUCUCUGGCCCCCCAUGACAGGAACAAAGUAUCUGUUGCAGCUAAAUAAAGCCAUGCCAAUAAUUACUUUUUACAGUUGUGGCCAUUGUAGCAUGUCAAAUCAUCAUUACAUUACAAGUGGAAAGACAGAGAAGGUAAAGGGAACCAAGCAUGCAGUGUGUUGUGUAUGAGUUAACACUUGCUAAGAGUGGCUCUGGUUGAUAUUAGUUUUACAGGGAUAGUAUUGUCAUGGGAAUAGUUCAAAAAGGGUGUCUUGAAAUUAGCCACUCUCCCUCCUAACUUCCUCAUAUCCAAAACCUUCAAGUCUUACCGGUUAUUAUUUCUGAUUUGUUAGUUUUGUAUCAGUAUAGGAAAUUAUGUUUGUCUAAAACCAAGAUGGUGGUGAAUCAGCCUGUAUUACUGCCAACAUCUGUCCUACAAGCCUAUUCCAUUGUCUCUUUAAUAGUUUGUCUGUGCUCUUGUGCAUGGACUACACGUAUGUGGGUGACUGUGCGUCUACCAACUUUGUAACAGUUGUACAAAGCCUUGUCAAGUUAACCUGUGUAUACUGUAUAUUCUACAUAAUAUAUUAAAUUAUUUCUUUUGAAA